AUGAUCGUGAACGUUUCUGAAUCGGAGCAAACACUGGAACUAGACUAUAAGAACGGUGACAUUGUGAGGUGGCUUGACUAUGAUCCAAAGUACCUUGAACCUAAUGCGGGUCCGCUGCCUGUGGAUACAUUUCUGGAGUGUGAAACGUUGUCUGGCAAGAACGUCAUAGUGCACAGUGAGAACGCGCGCCUCAUCACUUCUAAAAUUGAGAUGGCCAAAUUGCUUCAACGAAGACCACGGGCUAAGGUCGUUACGACCUCCUUCUGCAGUACCCCCGAAGAACUCUCUGUUGAGGCUGGCGAAACUAUCUACAUUCUAUACGAAUGCAACAGUACCGACUUCAUGGCAGUGAACAAGAGGUCUCAAUGUGGAAGGGUGCCAAAAAGACUGCUAAACUUUCAAGCUGCACCUCAGCUCACCUCUAACCGUUUUGAGAACUAA
Messenger RNA from Hydatigera taeniaeformis, 441 nucleotides. The record is from the annotation of a GenBank genome assembly. Lineage: Eukaryota; Metazoa; Platyhelminthes; Cestoda; Cyclophyllidea; Taeniidae.